Messenger RNA from Jaculus jaculus (lesser Egyptian jerboa), 4771 nucleotides. It is a transcript of the gene Cep135, whose product is annotated as centrosomal protein 135. The transcript has 26 exons. Bases 150 to 3557 code for a protein of 1135 amino acids. The record is from RefSeq and is a predicted model, not a curated record. NCBI's taxonomy places the organism in Eukaryota, Metazoa, Chordata, Mammalia, Rodentia, Dipodidae.
CAUCAUCCUUCCGCGCCAUUUUCAAAAAGCUGCCGGGGCGGAAGGGGCCCCGGGGAGGGAGGCGAUGCGGCCGCCGGCGGAGGGAGUCGCGGCCCGAGCUGCGGGCCUUUAAUCUUUGGAAGUGAAUACAUCUGGUUUUGGAAGACAACAUGACGACAGCUGCUGAAAGAAAGUACAUUAAUAUUAGGAAAAGAUUAGAUCAGUUGGGCUACCGGCAGACUCUCUCAGUGGAGUGCUUACCUUUGGUAGAGAAACUUUUCAGUGACUUGGUUCAUACGACAGAAAGCCUUCGGCAAUUAAAAUUAUCCUCUGUGAAAGCUGAAAAAGAAAGUGCCAAUUUUGAUUUUGUUUUGGAACCCUAUAAACUUGAAAAUGCAAGAUUGAUUAAGGAGAAUAAUGAGUUAUAUCUGGAGUUAAUGAAGCUGAGAGAAUGCUCAGAACAACGCAUUAGAGAGUUGAAAACUACAUUGAAGAAGUGUGUACAUGAAACAUCUGAUCUGAAGUUUCUCAAUAACCAGUAUGUUCAUAAGCUCAGACUUCUGGAGAAAGAGAGCAAGGCUAAGAAUGAAAAAAUUCAACAACUUCAAGAAAAGAAUUUGCAUGCUGUAGUACAAACUCCUGGUGGCAAGAAAAGAAAUAUUGCUUUUAGGCGCCAGCGUAUGCAAAUUGAUGAACCAGUCCCUCCGUCUGAAGUCAGUUCUUACCCAGUCCCACAGCCGGAUGACCCAUACAUUGCAGACCUCCUGCAGGUGGCUGAUAACAGGAUUCAAGAACUUCAGCAGGAAGUGCACCAGCUGCAAGAGAAGUUAGCACUGAUGGAAAGUGGAGUGAGAGACUACAGCAAGCAGAUUCAACUAAGAGAACGCGAGAUAGAGCGGCUGUCAAUGGCCCUGGAUGGUGGCCGCUCCCCAGAUGUCCUCUCUCUGGAGACUAGAAAUAAAACUAACGAAAAGCUGAUUGCUCAUUUAAAUGUUCAGGUUGACUUUCUUCAGCAAGCUAACAAGGACUUGGAGAAGCACAUUCAAGAGCUUAUGGAAACCAAGGAAACAGUGACCAGUGAAGUCGUGAAUUUAAGUAACAAAAAUGAAAAACUCUGCCAAGAAUUGACUGAAAUAGACCAGCUAGCCCAGCAGCUGGAGAGGCACAAAGAGGAGGCUCUUGAGACGGCUGACAAAGAGCUUGGGGAGGCGAAGAAAGAGAUUAAAAGAAACCUCUGUGAAAUACGGAAUCUUGAAGAAAAAAUGGCAAAACUUCAGCUGGAGUUAAACUCAUGCCAUAAGGAGAAGGAGAAGCUGAGUGAAGAACUCCUUCUCAAGUCAGACCUGGAGACCGUCGUCCAUCAGCUUGAACAAGAGAAGUACAGACUUUGCAAAAAGAUUGAAAGUUUUGCAGUGACAGAAAGAGAACUUACUUUGGAAGUUGAGAGGAUGAGGCUAGAACACGGGAUAAAACGUCGCGACAAGUCGCCUUCUCGUUUAGACACUUUUCUGAAAGGCAUUGAAGAAGAACGGGAUUAUUACAGGAAGGAGCUAGAAAGACUCCAGCAUAUAAUACAGCGAAGAACAUGCUCUGCAAAUUACUGUGCGCGUGAGAGAAGUCCAGUGGUUAAAACACAAGAAAAGGGUGAUUUCAAUUCAGAUAUUCAGAUGGUUACCAGAGAAAGAGAUGAACUCCAGCGCAUGCUAGAAAGAUUUGAAAAAUAUAUGGAAGAUAUACAGUCCAAUGUUAAACUAUUGACAGCAGAAAGAGAUAAACUCAGUGUCUUGUAUAAUGAAGCUCAGGAAGAAUUAUCUGCACUGAAACAGGAAUCCAUGCAAACUCCCAUCCCCAGUAAUCUUGUUAGCCUAAUGGAAAAGGAAAAAGAACUGGCACUAUCUGACUUAAGAAGGAUUAUGGCAGAAAAGGAAACCUUAAGAGAAAAGUUAAAAAAUAUCCAGGAGAUGAGUAUUGUUGGAAAAUCAGAAUUAGAGAAAACUAUUGAACACUUGACAUACGUCAACCAUCAGCUUGAAAGUGAGAAAUAUGAAUUGAAAUCUAAAAUAUUAGUGAUGAAAGAGACGAUAGAGUCAUUGGAGAACAAAGCAGCACUCCAAGCUCAGAAACUCAGCCAUGUGGCUGGUGACUCGUGUCAUCAGAAAACAGAGGUGAACUCUCUGAGGUCAUUGAACGAGCAGCUGCAGCAGUCCCUUGACGACUGUCAGCAGCGACUUUCCAUCAAAAGGAGCGAGCUUGAGUCGGCCCGAGAGCGCAUUGCCACGCUGCAGAGCAACAUAGAGCAACUGCAGCUGAAAAUGACCUCACAGAAUGAGGAGGCCCAUGUGAUGAAAAAGACCAUUGGUGUAAUCGACAAGGAGAAAGACUUUCUCCAGGAGACAGUAGAUGAGAAGACAGAAAAGAUUGCAAACUUGCAGGAAAACCUGGCUAGUAAAGAAAAAGUCAUCACUCAGAUGAAGAUCACCGCCUCAGAGCAUGAGUUAGCUAUGAACCAGCUGAAGGAUACAUUGGCUAAUCGAGACCGAGAGAUAAGCAGCCUCCAGCGCCAGCUGGAUGUGGCUCACAAAGAACUUGAUGAGGUAGGAAAGUCCCGAGAGAUCGCUUUUAAGGAGAACAGACGAUUACAAGAUGACCUGGCCACAGUGGCAAGAGAAAACCAGGAAAUCUCGAUGGAGCUGGAAGCUGCGGUGCGUGAGAAGGAGGAGAUGAAGAGUCGGGUCCAUAACUACAUCACCGAGGUGUCGCGGUGGGAAAGCCUGAUGGCUACGAAGGAAAAAGAAAACCAGGAUCUAUUAGACAGGUUCCAGAUGCUUCAUAACCGUGCGGAAGACUGGGAGAUCAAGGCCCAUCAAGCCGAGGGAGAAAGCAGCUCGGUGCGACUGGAGCUCCUUUCUAUCGACACAGAGAGGAGACACCUUCGAGAAAGAGUGGAGCUGCUAGAGAAAGAGAUUCAGGAGCACAUAAAUGCACAUCGUGCUUACGAGUCUCAGAUCUCGUCAAUGGCAAAGGCCAUGUCCAGAUUAGAGGAGGAGCUGAGGCGCCAUGAAGAUGAGAAAGCAGUGGUGUUAAGUGACUUGUCAUCUCUCCGAGAGCUCUGCAUUAAGCUUGAUUCAGGCAAGGAUGUCAUGACCCAGCAGUUGAAUGCCAAGAGCCUGGAGUUGGAGCGGGCACUGGCAGAAUUGGAAAAUGUCAAAUCAGAAUCAGAGCUGUUUAAAAAACAACUGUCAAGUGAGAGACAGACAGUUAAAAACCUGGAAUCAUUGCUGGCCUCAAACAGAGAUAAAGAAUUUCAUUCUCAUCUAACCUCUCACGAGAAGGAUACAGAGAUCCAGCUCCUCAGGGAGAAGUUAACCCUUUCCGAAAGCAAAUUGACAAGCCAAAGCCGAGAAAACUCCAUGCUUCGAUCUAAAGUGGCACAGUUGCAAACGGAUCAUGAUUCUCUGAAAAGGCAGAUUUCAAUGGAAAGAUUUGAACGAGAACGAGCAAUCCAAGAGAUGCGUCGACAUGGUCUUCCUACAUCUCCCCUUAGUUCUACUCUGAAGUCUCCUGAACAGAUAACAUAGCUUCCAGAAAGAAUAAUGUUUUUCAGUGAGUUCCUAUGUGGAUUUUUAAAAGAACACAACAGCAAUGAAAUCUUUGAAUUAUUUGUUCCUGCAAAUCAUGGACAUUGACACAAAUUCUACCUCUGUCAACUUUUAUUUAAAUCAGUGAAUAUUUAUGUAAAAUGUUUGUUAUAAAAGCACUGUACAUGUAUAUUUUCAUAUGUAUGACAAAACAAGAUAUGUUACUAGUGGUUAACUGAUGUGAAAUCCAUAUUUUUAUUAUUCCUGACUUAAAUUACUCCUUAAGAUGUGUUCAUACUGUGAAUUGAUAUAGCAUAGUCACAUUAUGCUCUCCCAAUCUUCUUAAUGAGCCAUACUCUAUGCAUGUAAAUAGCCUUUCAGUACCUAAGUGGUUUUGGUUUUAUGGCCUGUGUUUAUAACCCAUGCUUUAAUGUUUUCACAAAGAAUGAUGAAUUUUGAUGCUGUGCUGUCAUGCUUUGAAACUAGAAGAACUGAAUCAAGCUAAAAUGUAUGCAGUUUUGUUAAACAAUAGAACAGACAUUUGGGACAUUUUUAGUAAUUAAAUUAUUCAGUAUAUUAAUUUAAAACUUCAAAAUAUAAAAUAUACAGGAUCAACAUGUGUUUGUUAAAUUCCAGUGUAUCCAAUAAUACCUAUUUUUGCUUCUAAUCCAGUAUAAUUUACCAAUCUUACAGAAAAUUAUGUAGAUACUGUCCCUGUGGCAUAUUAAUUAAUUUGGAAUACAUUUUCAAGGUUGUAAUCUUAAAUCAUUUAGGCAUAUACAAACAUUACAAAAAGAACAGGCAUACAAAAUAGAGUGUCAGAUACAAACAUUAAUCGUGAUCAAACUAUUCACAUAUAAAGAAAGUCCUGUUUUGGGUUUUACCUUGACUGAAAAGAACUUGAAGGCUAACAUGAACAAGUAAAGAUCCAUUGUUGCUUCCUCUUGGUUUAAUAAAGUGGAGCUUAUGUGUGCAUGUACCUGGAGGUGGGUCGUACUGAUUUUGUAACCUGGUGUGCCCUAGAUGUUUAAGGAUGCCCCUUGCAAUAAUUUGGCACAUUUUUGGGAGAGGGGUGGCUUAUUUUCCCACCAUCUUCUUUGAGUGAAUUCACAUAUCAUGGCAAAAUGUAAGAGAAUGAGACUCUGCAAUGUCAAUGGAAAAUUCUUUAUUAAACACAUGUAAAUAAAAGUACUUGCCCCAACUUUUCCCCAAAA